GUGCAGAUCAUCGAGGUGUGCCUGGCGCUGAAACACCGCAACGGAGGGCUGAUCACGCUGGAGGAGCUGCAGCAGCAGGUGCUGAAGGGGAGGGGGAAAUUCGCUCAGGACGUCAGCCAGGAUGAUCUGCUCCGGGCCAUCAAGAAGCUGAAGGUUUUGGGGAACGGAUUUGGGAUCAUCCCGGUGGGAGGAACAUUCCUGGUGCAGUCGGUGCCGGCAGAGCUGAACAUGGAUCACACGGUGGUGCUGCAGCUGGCAGAGAAAAAGGGGUUUGUGACGGUCAGCGAGAUCCGGGCCAGCCUCAAGUGGGAGACGGAGCGAGCGAAGCAGGUUCUGGUAGGUGGGAAUGGGAAUGGGAGAGUGGGAAUGGGAAUGGGA
Messenger RNA from Cyanistes caeruleus (blue tit), 378 nucleotides. Lineage: Eukaryota; Metazoa; Chordata; Aves; Passeriformes; Paridae. The record is from RefSeq and is a predicted model, not a curated record.